This is a messenger RNA of Penicillium atrosanguineum, 1812 nucleotides long. RefSeq names its product putative transcription regulator (RTG2). The transcript has 2 exons. Gene Ontology annotation, biological process: regulation of transcription by RNA polymerase II. The record is from RefSeq and is a predicted model, not a curated record. Lineage: Eukaryota; Fungi; Ascomycota; Eurotiomycetes; Eurotiales; Aspergillaceae. The coding region runs from base 1 to 1812 and encodes 603 amino acids.
AUGGGAGGAGGCAAAGAAAUUCCCCCUGGUUAUGGCUCCGAAAACAAAGAUGAGACUCCGACCGCAAGCCAAAAUCCUCAUCUCCAGGCUGUGGUUGACUUGGGCAGCAAUGGUAUUCGUUGCUCGAUUUCCGACCUUUCUGCUCCUGUCGCUCGCGUUAUUCCGACAGUCCACUUUCACCGAGUCAACAUCUCUCUUUACGAAGCCCAGGUCGAUCCUGACACCGGCAACCGUAUCCCGAUCCCACGGUCGGUGAUUGACCGAGUUGUCAGUGCCAUCGUCCGAUUUCAAGUCAUAUGCGUGGAAAUUGGCGUCUUGUCCUCCAACGUUCGACUCAUCGCCACUGAGGCUACUCGUACAGCCGUGAACUCUACGGCAUUCACUGAUGCAAUUCGCGAUGCAACGGGCAUCUCCGUUGCGAUGCUACCGAAGGAGCAGGAAGGCAUCGUUGGUGCAUGGGGCAUCGCAAGCAGCUUUUCCGACGUGGAGGGCCUGGCUCUCGACCUUGGCGGGGGGAGCAUGCAAAUGACCUGGAUCAUUUCGCACUCCGGCAACGUGGAAAUUAGCCCGCAGGGAUCUGUCAGCUUUCCAUACGGAGCCGCAGCUUUGACCCAGAAACUUGCCGAUUUAAAACGAGGGAAAAGCAAGGAAGAGGCUCGAAAAGCCAAGGAACACUUCCGCCACGAGAUGGCGAGCGACUUCCGAGCCGCCUUUGAAAAGCUCGAAAUCCCCAAGAGCCUGGUCAAAAAGGCACGGGAACAAGGUGGUUUCCCUUUGUACCUGUCCGGCGGUGGCUUUCGUGGCUGGGGAUACCUACUCCUGUAUCUCCAUCAAACCCGGGGUCAAAGCUACCCUAUCUCUAUCAUCAACGGGUAUUCUGCGCCCAAGGAAGAUUUCGAGAACACCGAUGCUCUUGAGGAAGUGGCUCGGACGGCGCACGAGAUCUUUCGGGUAUCGGAUCGUCGACGGGCACAGGUGCCCUCGGUCGCGUUUCUAGUGAAUGUAUUGGCCGAAUCGUUGCCGCAUGGAAUCAAGGAGGCUCAUUUCUGCCAGGGAGGCGUACGUGAAGGCGUAUUAUUCCGUGAGAUGUUACCAGUGGUUCGUCAGCAAGAUCCUUUGGAAGUAGCCACCAGUCGAUACGCUCCUUCGUCGGCGGACUCACUUUCAGCGUUGAUUCUCGCUGCUCUUCCUCGACCUUCAACCGAUCGGUCGGUCCCGUCUUCACUCAGCGUGCAUCUCAUCCAAGCGUUUGCCAAUGCUCUUUAUGUGCAUUCAACCAUGGCCAAGGAGCUCUCCUCCAGUGCUGCACUUUACAGUACAAGUACGGGAAUUCUCGCCUCGACGCACGGAAUCCCCCACUCACAUCGUGCGCUCUUGGCUUUGAUGCUUCAGGAACGUUACGGCGGAGAGCUCCCACCACGGGAUGUGGAUUUCAAAUCUCAUCUUCAGGGAAUACUCACCCCAGAGGAAGUCUGGUGGACGCGUUAUAUUGGAAAAUUGGGCCUUGUACUGGGUCAACUUUACCCAACUGGGACCAUCGACACAUCCAAGCCACGCAUCGUCCCGUCCGCGAAGUGGGCGAAUGGUCUUGGCACAAAAGGGAACAAGAGUGGCCUGAAGUUGGAAAUCACUAUUCAAAGGGUUCUCUGUGACCCAACACAUCUGAAAGCAGAACUGGAGCACGAUGUGAAGAAGAUUGAGAAGGUAGGGAAACGCAAGAACUGGAUCGGGGGUAGGGAUGGCUGGGGUAUGAGCAUCCUAAUCGAGGUACUGGAAGAGGAGCUUCCUGUGCCACAUGCAUCUGCUACAUGA